This is a messenger RNA of Ipomoea triloba (trilobed morning glory), 516 nucleotides long. RefSeq names its product flavonoid 3'-monooxygenase CYP75B3-like. NCBI's taxonomy places the organism in Eukaryota, Viridiplantae, Streptophyta, Magnoliopsida, Solanales, Convolvulaceae. The coding region runs from base 1 to 516 and encodes 171 amino acids. The transcript has 2 exons. Gene Ontology annotation, molecular function: oxidoreductase activity, acting on paired donors, with incorporation or reduction of molecular oxygen; monooxygenase activity; heme binding. The record is from RefSeq and is a predicted model, not a curated record.
AUGGAAACCUUAGCUCAAUUCACGUUGUUCUCAGCACUGCUCCUUUCAGCAGUAGUGUGGGUUUAUGCAAAGUCUAUAAGCAAGAAAGCCCGGCUGCCAUUGCCACCGGGGCCGCGCGGCUUCCCCGUGGUGGGAUACUUGCCUUUUCUCCGCCCCAAUUUACACCACCACUUCACAGACCUCACCCGCAAGUACGGCCCCAUCUUCAAGCUCCAACUUGGGAGCCGCCUUGUUGUGGUAAUCAACUCACCCUCCAUCGCAAAACAGGUGGUUCGCGACCACGACGCUGUUUUCGCUAACCGCGACCCGCCCAUAGCUGGGAUAGUCGGCACGUAUGGCUGCCGCGAUAUUGCCUUCGCCCCAAGCGGCACCUACUGGCGGGACCUCCGCAAGUCUAUUAGUUUGUCAUUAAUAAACACAGCUUUACUCAUAAGAGCAUCUACAUUGAUGCAUAUUGAGGGGAUAAUGUCAGGCAUCAAUGUCACAUGGAGGAGUGAGGUGAGGGAGAAAGAAUGA